This is a messenger RNA of Rhipicephalus sanguineus (brown dog tick), 1068 nucleotides long. Its product is annotated as octapeptide-repeat protein T2-like. The record is from RefSeq and is a predicted model, not a curated record. Bases 1 to 1011 code for a protein of 336 amino acids. Lineage: Eukaryota; Metazoa; Arthropoda; Arachnida; Ixodida; Ixodidae. The transcript is spliced from 2 exons.
AUGAGUGCCUGCGAGACAUUCAUGUCAAGUAGUGUCCCACAACUAACGAGCCAGAACGAUGCUAACGUUCAAGCACGAGCAACUGGGAGCACUACCCACACUGCCUUAUCUGCGACACUUCAUGCAGCAUCUGUGUCAAUUGGUGCUCGACGACGAGGGAGGCCACGCAUGACCGAGGCGCAAAAGGCAGAGAGCAAAGCACGGCAUGCUGAGGCUAGGCGACGAAAGCGGCGGGAAAACCCCCAAUUGCUGGCUGAACAGAUCGAGACGAAACGACAACGGCGCAAUGUGGACCCGGAAUUCAGAGCAAGGGAAGCCACGGCGAUGCGGCGUAAACGAAAGGAACACAUAGAACAAAACGUCAGGAAAGCGGAGGUCAAACGCCAACAACGCCAUGAAGGUGCCUCGCUGAGAGCCAGGAAAGCUGAAACGAAGCGUCGUCGCCAUGAUAUGGAUCCCCAAGUACGAGCGCGGGAAGCCGAUCACAGGCGUCAACGACGCCAAAAUGACGCAGAACUUCGAGCUCGAGAAGCGGAGGCCAAGCGUCAGCGUCGCCAAGACAACCCUGACAUGGCAUCGAGGGAAGCCAAGGAGAGGCGUCAACAGCGGCAAGAAAAUCCUGAUUUGAGGUCUCGUGAAGCCGAGGCCACACGACUUAGGCGACGAGCCGAGGCAGAACAAACAGCCCGGGAGAGGCUAGAACAGCAUGUGAGGGCCACUAAUAUGUUUCAAAAACGCUUCACAAACAAUCCAUUUGGCUACUCGUGCUCCGUGUGCGAUCGUAUUUGGCACAAGAACGAUCUAAAGCCUCUUCCAGAAACGCAUGCUGAAGUGGUUUCCGAUGCAUUCCUCACGGACGUUUCUGGAUUCCAGGUGUGUCGCACUUGCAUGCAGAGCAUCCGACGAGACCGCAUGCCAAACUUCUCCACCACGAACGGUUAUGCGUACCCACCAAAACCGUCUCAUUUGCCAAAGCUUAAUCUCGUGAGUGAGCGCCUUGUGUCACCGUGAAUACCCUUUAUGCAAAUUAGGAGACUACUGUACAGUGACAGCGGCCAGUUCGCCAUU